Penicillium macrosclerotiorum is the source of this 927-nucleotide messenger RNA. RefSeq lists its product as uncharacterized. The transcript has a single exon. The coding region runs from base 1 to 927 and encodes 308 amino acids. Lineage: Eukaryota; Fungi; Ascomycota; Eurotiomycetes; Eurotiales; Aspergillaceae. The record is from RefSeq and is a predicted model, not a curated record.
AUGGUGGUGGGAUCAGUGUCGGAGGAAGGCUUGGGCGGAAUGGGAAAAGCCGUGGUGGAAGAGGGAUCACGCCUAUGUGACCACCUGGGUAAGGGAGAACUGAGACCUGAUCUGAAUAGUCCCACAGCUAACUAUUUGCAACUACAGAACCUUAAGGCCGAGGUGGCUAUGGCCCAGUUGAAGGAUAUCCGAUACAGACAAGCAAUCGAUGCAGAAAUUCGGCAUGCAGCAAAUAAGGCUUUCAGUUCUCCCUUGUGGAUGCAAAUCGAGGGAGAGCUCAAGAAAGCAGGGGACGCGCUCGAGGACGCUUCCGUUGCUAUACAGAACAUUAUGGAAGGUAAAAUUCCCGAAGCUAUUGAGGCUCUGCGAAGAGAUCGGGACCGCGAAUGGGAUAGAAAGAUCAAGACGAUCGAAGAGCUCAAAAGCACAACCAAAAAUAUCAAGGCAAAACUCAACCUUGCCCUCGAGGAACUUAUAAAGAACAAAGGCCGCAUUACAGAGAGGGAGGUGCAGCUAGCAAAGGAUGUUGAGAAGUUGAAGGGUGAGCUUGAAACCAGACCUUUUGAGGAUGACUAUAGGCACAAGCUCCAAGAUCACGAAGCUGUCGAGGCGGAGAUUCGCAAAAUCCAGAAAGCUCUCACAGAAAUUGGUGAUGGUAUUGAUAAUACCGUCGAGGAAGCACAGAGAAGGGUCCGUGUGAUGGAACAGGGAGUUCCCACCGUCAAACUGAUUCACGUUGUUGGCUCUACUGAUGUGUUUAUCACGAACAAGCCCCUCACUUUCAAGGCCGAAGGCAGAUGGGAUGGCAAGCCAGUCCACUGUGAAGUUCAGUGGGCACCAGGUUGGAGUGUUGCCGAGCUGUAUGAUCAAAUUUCUUCCAAGUUGUUCGAUGCAGCGGCCUCAAAGUUGAUGCUCCCAAUAAAGUGA